AUGGCUCGAGUUUUGAUUGGGAUUGUGAUGACUUUGAUGUUUUUGGGAGUUGUGAAUGGUCAAGGAGAUGAGCAUACACAGGGAAGUAUUCUGGAGAAUUGGGGAGGCACUUUGCAACAGAAAACUUACAAUGGAGACUACAGAAACCUAAAUAGUAAGUUCUUUUUGUAAAUCUAUCUUCCAACAUACUAUACUGUACUUACUAUACUAUCAAAUCUUCAGUUCUCUCGCACGAAGCAAUCCCCAUGCCCUUAGCCCGUCAAUUGCAAUAUCAGGGCUUCGUUGGAGCCGAGAGAGUCCGCUAUCCGUCCUUCCCUACCUACACCUAUCCUCAAUAUAACUUUUAUCGUCCUGGGCGGAAGUAA
Messenger RNA from Bursaphelenchus xylophilus (pine wood nematode), 365 nucleotides. The record is from the annotation of a GenBank genome assembly. NCBI's taxonomy places the organism in Eukaryota, Metazoa, Nematoda, Chromadorea, Rhabditida, Aphelenchoididae.